GCUGCGUCCUGCUAAGAGGUCAGAGCAGCCACCAGGCAAGGCUGUAGCAGUGUAGGGGUCAUUAUGGCAGCCCAGCCUUUGUUGUCCACACAUAAUCUGAGGAACUUCAUAAAGAUGAGGCAGUGACAGGACCCAGGCAAGGACCCUCAGGAGAAAAGUUGAGAAUGAAGGUGAUCCAGUCACAAUGUGGCAGGCCCUGCUUCCUAGUUCCAUGAGUACCCACAGAAGCUUCUGGAAAAUAAUUUGCUGAUGCCCAAAUUUCUCAUAGCAUGUCUUACCCAGAGACCACUCACUGGACCCCCUGUAUCUGUGGCUUCACAGGCAGGUAGGUACUCCUGUGACAAAACUCUCAAAACUCUCAGGAAUGGCAGGUCUCGAAGUGUCUUCCUUCCUUAAUUUCCUCCCCUUCCAAUCAGGGGGAAAAAAUAAAAUAAAAACAGGAAAAAAGUGAAAAUCACAGCUCUUCUUAGCUGGGUCCUCAUCCCUGCCAUUUUCUGGAAUGAGUCAACCCUGGACACCUGUCCUAUAUUGGAGGCAUAUCUAUGAGGGUCAGGGAUGAGGAGAAUGUUGUGUUACUGAGGUUAGGGAGUGUGUGUGUGUGUGUGUGUGUGUGUGUGUGUGAGAGAGAGAGAGAGAGAAACUGGUUCUGUGGCCAAACCCCUUAGUUUCUGGAUCUUUCUUCACUUUGCUCCUGGCUGUGAGAGGAACCAGAAUCCUCCUCCCCUCCCUUUCCUUGGGAGGGAAAAGGGACAUUUUGUCCACACAAAGGAGCCAGCAACCCUUUUCUGCAUAGACAAGGCUAUUUAUUCAAAGUUUCCCAUAAGACCAGCGAUUUCUUAUUCCUAAUUCUUCUCAGCGAACCAUACCCGAAAUGCCCAGUCCAACUCUUGACAACUCCCUGCUGCUCCCCACCUCCCCCAGUCACUGCCACCAACUCUCAGAAGUCUAAACUUGUGCGAUUUACAUCUGAAAACAGCACUUCAUAACCUCGUGAUUUGAGACAAGGAGAUGCUUCUGUCCUUUUGGGGAAAAACAAAACCCAAGUGAAAUCCUAAAACUCAGAAGAAAACACCAUCUCCCUCCAAAUGCAUUCCCUGGGCUCUGAAGUCACACGUGCUCUGUAGCAGAUACAGCUUUCAAUGUGUCUUUUGUUUGAUGCUGGUGUUUCAACAUCCUCAACUUGAAGAGGGAAAGGUCAGCAUGAGGCUUCAGGGUAUUCACAAACCCACCCAGCCUCUGCACCAGGGCCAGGAGCCACCAAGCGAGGGGCCAGAAAUCCCUCCCCAACCUGGACCCCCUCAAAAAGCAGCUGGGGCAGUGAAAAAGAGGGGCUUGUUCUCUCUCAUCUAAACUUCCCUGAUGGCUCACAAACGGCAUUCACACUCCUGGGACGGGACAAGGGCCAGUGAAGACAAGCUGGAAUUCACCAGCAGCCAGGCUGCUGAGUUCUUCAGUCCCAGCGCCUGCUUCUUUAUUUGUACCUUCAAAAAACAAUAAUAAGCAAACCCAGGCACCUCUGGGAACAGCCUCUGGCCUCCUGCCCUGCCCUGUGUAACCAGCCUAUCCUGACACCCACGAAGGAGGAGGAGAUGGCACUGGUUAACCCUCUGGUCUACCAGGCCCAGAUCCCAGGUUGCAGCAGAGAGACAAACUGUUGCUCAAGAAAAUCCUUUAGAAAACCCUUGGCACCAGGAGGCAGCUCCAAGCGGCUCUGCUCCAGGCACCAAGCCAGAGGCUUCCAUAGGCAGCUGCCCACUGCCCUUUUAAAUCCUUGGGGUUGGGCCCUACUCUCCCAUGCCCUGGGCUGUCCACCCAGGGGGCUCCAAAUGUCCAUGGCAGAGCAGGGGGAAGGGAAAGGCUGGCCGAGCUGUGCCCUCACCCCGCCAGCCCAGCCGCCAGCUUCUUGGAGGACCUCUGAGAGAACAUUUGUUUGGGCUGCCAAGUUAAAUCUUCCUCCCUCAUGUCAGGGCAUUGGAAAAGCAGUCAGGGGAGAGGAGAAGGGGGAGAACGAGCGGGGGAAGCAGCGGGAGGGAGGAAAGGAGAGAGGGAGGGAGGAAGGCGGGCGGGCUCGGAGCCCCAGUUACUCGGGCACUGCCUGCCCAGGAAGCUGGCGGCUCCCGGGCAGGCACAGCCGGGGUUACGGGCACCGAACCUGGGAUCGGGCGGCCAGGCCUCCAGGGUCAGGCGCCGGUGCCAGACGCUGCUGGCUUGCGCCUGGGGAGGCCGUGUCGCUCUGUGCCCUGCUGGAGGGGCGAGGUGCGAAGGGAAGGCAGAGGAGGAAAAAGUUUGCGGCAGUCCAGACACCAGGAAUGUGAAACAAGCUUCCAGAGCUUGCCACCCUCCCCCGCCCCAGCGACCCCAGACCCAGCCCCGACCCGGGCCGGCCCCCCAACCUCUGCCCCGGCCGGCCUCCUACUCCCCCGGGGCCACCGCCGCCGGAGACAAGAGGAAGAAAGAACACGGGAAAUUACUUUCGUAUUUGCAUCGCGCGCGCGCACACACACUCGCACACCUUCGCUGUGGGCGCUCCUCCUGGCCGGGGCAGUCAGUCCAGGCGUUAACCUGAGAGCCCCGUAGGCUUCCGAAGCACUGCAAGAAGCCCUACACACAACCACACACAGCUCGGCUUUCCUCGCGCCUACGGCGCGCCACCUUUCCCCGGGCAAUUCCCACACAAACAACUUAACCGCGCCCCCACCUCCCGUUUACAAAAGUGUAUGUUCUCCCUGGAAAUUCAGAUGCACAACUUAACACUACCACCCUUCACCACCCUGAAAUUCAGCGCCUUCCCCAGCGGUUC
This is a messenger RNA of Nycticebus coucang (slow loris), 2800 nucleotides long. RefSeq lists its product as uncharacterized. The coding region runs from base 1590 to 2315 and encodes 241 amino acids. Lineage: Eukaryota; Metazoa; Chordata; Mammalia; Primates; Lorisidae. The record is from RefSeq and is a predicted model, not a curated record. The transcript has 2 exons.